Messenger RNA from Paramacrobiotus metropolitanus, 3213 nucleotides. RefSeq names its product histone-lysine N-methyltransferase EZH1-like. Lineage: Eukaryota; Metazoa; Tardigrada; Eutardigrada; Parachela; Macrobiotidae. The record is from RefSeq and is a predicted model, not a curated record. The coding region runs from base 293 to 2923 and encodes 876 amino acids. The transcript is spliced from 5 exons. Gene Ontology annotation, biological process: chromatin remodeling. Gene Ontology annotation, molecular function: histone methyltransferase activity; protein binding.
UGAAAAAGUGUUACGGAACAUUCUUCGCCUUGACUUUCGGGGGGACAGAGGAAAUUCGUGCUCAGCUAACGCUUUUGUUACACAUCGCUUCGCUCGGUGCAACAGUCGUUGUUACUAAGCCAGUGAUAACUACCUUGAUAUCCUUUAUCAUGGCGUUAUUUUCGCAUACAAGUUUUGGCUAUAUGGAAUGCCCGUCCGAUUGCGUAGAGUGAGGCGUAUCUCUAUCCUCUGGUUUUCGUUAUUGACCGUGCUUUAAUUGUCGUCUGUUGGCUCGUUGAGUUGUGCUGUCAACAUGGAGCCUUGCGAGGCAGGACCAAGUGCGUCGAAUAACAAACCUCCGUCAGACACCCAGGGUGCCAAAAAGCGUAAACGAAAAGCUGAGGCAGGCCACAAUGAAGCCGAUCUGUUGGUGGAUACGAAACCGCCUGUCGAUCCGGAACUGCAGGAACUUAUCGAUGUGGCGUGUAAGUGUGCGAAAAAACUGGAAAAACGCAUGCAUUCUACAGAAGAAGAAGAGGGACGAGAGAAGUUUCUGGAUGCCAUUAAGGCCAUAUCGCAACACGGCCACAAAAACGAACGAUGCAGGCCAGCCGAUGUCUGCCAUCCAGAAAUGCUGGAAUUGCCAAAUUAUUAUAAUCCAUGGGAGAAUCCCGUGUCUCCUGCCCGUGACGUCGACGGGAACCUGCUUGCGGAAUCUCAGUAUGUGAAGCGAUCCUAUCUGAUUGGCAAAACAGUGGAUUCAGAAUGCGGGCCAGCCCGUGAAUUGCCGUUGAUUGAAAAGCUGCCUGGAUAUUUCGCCUGGUCUUCCUUGCCGCGGAAUGAGGUUGUUGAAGACGAGAAAGUGUUCGCUUGUCCUGCUGUAGAUCAGCUGGAUAGUAAGUUUAUAAAAGAGUACGAAAAACAGUACGUGAAAACGGCUCAAACUGUGGAAUGUCGCCGCACGAGAAAUCUGUUUUUGAGUGACAAAUGGAUCAAGGAAAUCGUGGAAUCAGUGAAUGAACAUACACUGAAGGAACCUAGCACGUCUUCAAAUGGACCUCAACAACAGAACAUUCCGGAAAAAGUCUUUCAUGCCAUAAGUGAAGCGUUCGGGGGUACGGAAACACCUGUUGGUGUCAUGCAUCGGUAUUAUCGCUCCUUGGGCCAACCGCGACACACAUACCUGCACAAUCUGGGUGCGGAGACCGGCAAGCCCCCCACAGUCUCCCGCUUUAUUGACUCCAUCAAUCGAAUCCUUUGUACGCGCUGUUUCCGGUAUGACUGCUUGGAGCAUCCAUAUAAAAGUAGUCGUAAUGCGGAAGUGUAUCCGCUGGUUCCCCCCAGUUUGGCUAGCAAUCCCUGUGGUGACCAUUGUCACCAGAAUAAGCCAACGAAAACCGCAAUUCCGCUGUCCGAUUGUGCGCCGCUGACAUUAGCCGACAAGGCUAUUCUAAAGACUUUUAUGACGGAGGGCGAUGAACAAAGCUAUAGUUACUGUGAUUUGGCCGUUGUUGUCGAUCGACCGUGUCAGUUCACGCACGACGCCAUCCGGGAAUUGCUAAUGUCACCUGACGAGGCGGAAUAUGACGAGACUAAUGGAAUUCAAAGACGCGCUCGUGCAAGACAAAAGGCCGCUCGACGCUUCGCCAGCGCGCCAGCCGGUCGCCGAAUGCGCCAGGAUUUGAUGAAGGAGGGCCACGUGCGCCAUUUCCAGUAUAUUCCCUGUAACCACGGGGCGAAUGUUAGCUGUGAUGAUGAAGAAAUUUGCACAUGUGUCGAUCGGCGCACCUACUGCGAACGGUAUUGUGAUUGCCCGUCGAAUUGCGCCAAUCGUUUUCCGGGCUGCAACUGUGUGGGAGAUUGCAGAAAUAACCGCUGUCCGUGUUAUGUGGCCCGCCGCGAAUGUGACCCGGAACUAUGUCGUUGUCAGGCCAAACUGGCCAAAGGCGGAUGUUGUAAGAAUACCGCCAUUUUGUUUAAUUCGAAGAAAAGGGUUAAAUGCGGCCCGUCAGAUAUCCACGGAUGGGGAGCUUUUAUCAUGGAAGAUGCCAAAACCGGGGAAUUUAUCAUGGAGUACACAGGGGAAGUGAUCAGUCAAGAGGAAGCAGAGCGCCGUGGGAAACUUUACGAUCAAAUUAAAGUGAGCUACCUGUUUGAUUUGAAUGUGGAGUGUGUGGUGGAUGCGGCGCGGAAGGGAAAUAAAAUUCGUUAUGCCAAUCAUUCGAAGCUUAGUCCCAAUUGCUAUCCGGAGAUAUUUCGCGUGCAGGGAGAAAAUCGGAUCGGAAUUUUUGCGAGAAGGGAUUUGCUAGCCGGGGAAGAGUUGUUUUUUGACUACAGCUAUAGUGCGGAAUCGUUGAAGUUUGUCCAAAUUGAGCCAGCGAAAGCGAAAGCCGCUCAAAAUGGAAACCAAGACUUCCGAAUUGCUUGCAUCGUACAAAACAUGGAAACGCGCCAGAUGCGGACACCCCGGCCAAAAAAAGGAGGAAAAAGCGGUAAUAAAGUAAGUAAACAAAAUAUACAGUUCCGCGAGAUGCCAGUAAAGGUGCGUUUGCUGAAAGCAACGAUGGCUUGCGAGAACAGUGACGAUGAAGAGGAAAACAAUAAAGAGCUGCAGAGCAUUAUGAAAGGGUUUGACUUAAUUGAGCCGUCGGUGUUGCGACCGGUGGUUGUGGGCGAGGAUGCUGAAGGAAAAGCGUUGGGCGCCGAUGCCGUUAAAGCUGCUUAUCGAAUGAAGUAUCCUUCUUAUGAGGACUGUCUGAAGGAUCCCUCACAGUUUAGUUCGCGAAUGGCCUUUCUGAGCUCCUUGGCUCAGCGCGCCGAGCAGGCCGUGUGCGGCACGGUGCCGGGUGUGAUUUUGGAUUCACCGGAAAUGUCUUCCCAUGAACCAAGCUUGACUGGUUCAGGAUCCGGAAGUUUGAAGAAGGAGUUGGGAGCGCGAAAGUAACGUUGUUUUUUUUGUCGCUUGUUUUUAGUAUUUGUUUGUGUACCUAAAUGAGCGAGUUAGUUGUUUUUUUAUUUAUUAAGUUCAGGGAAAGUUUGGUUGGCUUAGUAGCAAGGAAUGGUGUGACAGAAAUUCUAAUAUUCUGGACGGAUUUGUAAAUUUUUAUCUGUUUACUUUGGACUUUGCUUGUGGAUUUUUGCGGUUUUGUGAGCGUUUUGUGAGUACCUUAAUUACCAAUACAGCAUCACCGUAUAAAUUACCGUCAGGCGUCAGUUGACAUUCGGUUUCAUUUA